Cladocopium goreaui is the source of this 7221-nucleotide messenger RNA. Lineage: Eukaryota; Dinophyceae; Suessiales; Symbiodiniaceae. The record is from the annotation of a GenBank genome assembly.
AUGGCGACGAACCUGAAAAGCCCGCUCUUUGUGCAGGUGAUGAACUACUUCUGCUCUUUCUUCUUCUUUGUUGAGCUGAUCAUGCGGAUGAUGGCGUAUCGUAUUGAAUUCUUCACGCGCCCUGGGAGCAGAGGCUGGAAUAUUUUUGAUUUGCUACUCGUCCUAGUGUCCUUCGUUGAUCUGGCCUCCGCCUUCUUCACUCGGGAUCCCACCGUGGACGUCCUCCAAGCCGUGAAGAUCUUGAAGAUGUUGCGCAUCGCUCGCAUCUUUCGCGUGUUCCGAUUCUCGCGCGAGCUGUCCUUGAUGGCGCUGAUGAUCGUUGACUCCAUGCGAUCCUUGAUGUGGGCCACUUUGCUCAGCGGGGCACCGGGUAUGGCUGGAAAGGGUCCCACAUGGUAUCAGGACCUGCAGAAACUGGCCCCAGAGAAUGUGAAUGACAUCAAGAACAAUUUCGGCACGCUCUAUGUUACCACCUACAGCCUCCUACGCUCCAUGCUGGGUGGCAUCAAUUGGGGGAUUCUAUGUGAUAUGCUGUUGAAAAUGGACACCAUUUCUCCGAUGCUCUUCAUUUUCUACAUCUUGUUCACCAUGCUGGCUGUCUUGAACAUUGUGACAGGAGUCUUCGUGGACAAUGCUGGAGCAGCGGCCAAGACUCAGCGAGACUAUAUCAUUGAAAAGGAGCGAGAAGUGAAAGAGACCUACAUCCGCGAGCUUCAAAAUCUCUUCUGGCAGAUGGAUGAUGAUGAGUCCGGGACGCUCACAGCAGAGGAGAUGCAACAAUUGGUGAAGGACCCCAGAAUGGCGGCAUAUUUCACAGCUCUGGGUUUUGAACCUCAUGAUUGCGUGCGCUUGUUCACCCUCUUGGACACCGAUUCGUCAGGCACUGUGGAUAUUGAGGAAUUUCUCGAUGGUUGCUUGCGCUUGAAGGGAUUUGCGCGGAGUAUUGAUGUUCACUUCAUCAUGGUGCUGAUACAUCGCUUGCAGAAACAGCCUCUUGUGGGGCAAGGGUGGGAGUCGCAGGUGAGUCAGCAGACAAGGAGAGGGAAGGAUUUUGAGGAGGAGGAGACUCACGAGGAGGACAGCCGAGUCCUCCCCUCCUUGGCUGCUGGGGCGGGGAAGCCUGAGCUUCAGCCCCGCUGGUCUGAGCCAGUGGGAGUCCCCAUGGCGGCUAAGAGAAUGGAGGAGGAGAAGAAAAGGCUCCUUUCAAAAGGGGGCUUGUUGGAUGAUUGGAACGGCAUGCUCACACGUGGCCUUCCUCCGGAGGAAUUGAGCUGGAGAGAUGGAAGGGACUAUGGUGAGGCCAUUUUGGAGGUGGCAAGAAGCUCCCUGGUCAAAGGAGGGCUCUUUGAGUACGAGUGCUACGAUGACAGGAAAAAGCCACAAGGUAGGGCUUUGCUCAUGUUGAAGGAUUGGGACAACUUCCCUGAAGGUCGGCUGGAAGGAGCACACUUGGUGGCAUCCGAUCCUUACUAUGAGUGGUAUGCCCAGCACCACUUGAAGGAAAACAGGUGCGUUUAUCACCUGUGCAGUGAUGAAGUUGGAAAGUGCAAGGCAAAAUUGCCCCGAGGAGAUCGUCGAGAAGUGGUUCAUGUGCAAAGAUGGCGGCUGGUAAAUCCUUUGACUAUGGUCGAGAACGACUACAUGAGAGAGUUUGCAUUGGGUAUGAUUAAGGAUUGGGUCACCAGCUUUGUCCCGACGGAGAGGGUGCCGGAGCCUCCGGGUAUUCCUCCUCCAGAGGCCCCACGUGGGCCAGGGGGUGGAGCAAGAAAUGACCCGACUGGCCUAGACAAGGCGGCACGUGAGGCCGCUAUGGAGGUGGAUGAAGCUGAAAAUAAGGAUUUUCGCAUGCCCUCGGCCCGGGGGGAGGACGAACUUUGGCGGCUGUCCAAAAAGCACCCCGGGAAGUUGCUGCGGCGCACCAUGAAGGAACUUCAGAGGUAUCUCGGCGAGAUGGGGGCCGAGGGAGACGCCCCGGAAAGCUGGAUGCGAUACCGAAUGCUCGGCUACAUCAACCAGAUCGUGCUGGUGCAGCACCCUCCGAACACCAUCGGGGUUCGCAACUAUCGCGAGCUCAUCACGCUGGGCAAUGGGAUCGACUUCUUACUCCAAGGUCGCCUAGCAGAACUGGGCGACCUGAUGGUUCAGCGCCUGAAAGCCCUGGAAACCUCCUUCGGGGAACAGGGCUGGCACACAGCUCGCCAUCAGGAGCUGAUUCCUCCACAGGCAGCGAGCCUGACCACGGAGGAGGAGCGUCGUCGGGCCGCCCGGCAGGAGCUGGCAAACUCGAAGCUCCGUCAACUGAGCCUGAAGAACAGAGGAACCCAGGAGGCUCAGAGAAGGAGUGCGUCGCCUCAGGGUCAAAGAAGAGUGACCAUCAACGAGACGCCCCUGCGGAUCCCCGAGCCGGGGCAGGAGGUGGAGGCACCGGGUCCUCGCGCCGGAGCCUUGAAGGUGAGGCUGGAAGAGGAAGGGCCAAGGAAAGAAGGGGCGGCGCAGUCCUACCCCAGUGGAUGGUCCUAUGAGCAGGAGUCCCUUGAGACCGUCGACGUAGCGGAAAACGGCCAGUCGCUUCUUGACGCCAUGAAGGGUUGGCUGAGAUCAGAAGAAUGUGGGGGCCUCACCGUCUCGCAGAACGGAGCGCUGGUAGCCUUGGCCACCUUCAGAAGUGGCACCCCAUUGGGCCAAUACUUGGAACGUCUGGUGAAGCCAGGGUCAGACGUCGGCACAGAAGGGACCAGACAGCGGAGUCUUCUUCCCUUGCCGCUUUUGCCAGACUCUGCAACGGUGCUCUCGAAGGUGUUUGAAACGGGCGAGUUCAAACGACUUGCUGGCACAUGGGGUGCCAAGAAGCUGAACAAGGAAAAGGCUGGCAAAGAGAUGAGACGAGUGGGGCUCUUGAUAUGGCACGGCCUGGUGGUGACUCUCCUGAACUUUCUGUGGAGCGGUGGAGGAGCAAAGGGCCCGGUUCAUCAGGGUCAGCCGAGCAAGGCACAGAGAAUGGCCAAUGAUAGGCUGUGGGGCCUGGUCAAGGAUUUCGUGGAUGACAGCUCUGAGUCAAAGGACAAGCUUCCCCGGUCUCCCGACAUGGGGGAGUGGGGGAAGCGACUUGGAGACGUGCGCAUCUCCUACCAUGGCGAGGUUGUGGAGAAGGCACAAAAACUGACGCUUGAUCAGAUCAUGCCAGGUCUCCCACCGCCAGGCUAUGGUGCCAGCGUGCCACUCACUGAACUCUGUGAUGGGGAAUUGAAGAUGAAGUUGGAAAACCCCCUGUCCAAUCUGCUGCCUGAGGAAGAAAUGCCAGACGACAUCCCGGCUCCUAAGGUCCAUGCCUCAGAAGAGCAGUGGGAGAAGAUCGUCAAGGAGCUUCAUGCGAGGGGGUUAGUGAGACCCGUUGAGGAGCCCCUGGAAGUGAAGGGCAAGCCGCUGCUUAAUGGCUCCUUUGGCGUAGUGAAGCCAGGGAAAUUCCUGGACGAUGAGAGGCCUAUCUUGAGGUUAAUCAUGGACUUCAGGGCCACGAACGCGGUGACCAAGAUCCUGGCCGGCGAUGUGAGGACCUUGAGUGGGUCACCGGCCUUGCAACAUGUGGUCCUCCCCCAAGGGAGAGUUUUGAGGCUGUCGGCUGAUGAUUUGGUGUCAGCCUUCUACCUGUUUGCUCUGCCAGCUGAAUGGUCACGGCUGAUGUGCUUCUCAGGCAAAGUAAGCUGGCGUGCCCUCGGCUAUGAAAAGGAGGGUUCGGUCCAUGUCGGGGCGACAGUGCUGCCCAUGGGUUGGGCCUCUGCCGUGGGUGUCUUACAGCACGCCCACCGCAAUCUGGCGUUGAGGAAUCCCUUGUCAGGUGGUGCUGGUUUGUUGGGGCGAUGCGAGAUCAGAAGGGAUAGCUUGUUCCCUGACCUGGAAGUAGAAGAUCGCCUCUGGAGUCUGUAUCUGGAUGAUACGAACCUUCUGGAAGUCUUGGAAGAGAAGGUGGCGAAGGAUAUGGAAGGAAAGACGUCAGCGGAGCAAGAUCAGCUGCGCAAGGCGUAUCAGCACUGGGGGAUUCCAGUCUGCCCCAACAAGAGCCUGGUGCGGGCCGCAAAGGGUGAGAAGCUCGGUGCAGUGUUGGAUGGUGACAGAGGCAUCUUGAAAGGAGCUACACGCCGGGCCCUGGACAGUAUCUCUCUUGGGAUGUGGAUUUUGAGGCAAGAAUUUGUGCCCAGAAAAUCCCUCCAAGUGCUGCUCGGGCGUGAGGUGCAUACUAUGCAGUUCAGGAGGCCCAUCUUUGGGGUCUUUGACUAUCUCUGGAAGGAGAUUAGUGAUGGGGCCGUGAUGCUGGACUUGGGGUCGAAGGCCUGUGAGGAGAUCUUCAUGGCGGCUAUGAGCCAGCCGCUUCGGGUUACGGAUCUCCGGUCGAAGAUUCACGAGGUGGUGACAGCCUCGGAUGCGAGCGAGUCAGGUGGAGGAAUCGUCUGGGGGGGGAAGCUCACGAGCCAAGGCAUUAAAGAGGCCUACUUGGUGGAGGAAGAAUUGGAAGAGCUCCCCAUUGACACGCCGAACUUUGACGACCCUCAAGUUAUCUUGGUCUUUGAUUUCUUUGCUGGCAUCGGUGGUUUGUCACGAGCCUUGCAGCUGGCCCGUGUCAAGGUGGAUCGAUUGGUGAUCAUCGAGAAGGACCCUCAUUGCAGGAGGCUGAAUUCUGUCAGGUGGCCUGGAUGUGAUAUCUGGAGCGACAUUGAACGCGUAUCAAAGAAAGACGUAGACAGGAUGAUGAGGAGUGUGCCGGGCCUCACUGGGGUGCUGGCAGGAGGUGGUUCUCCAUGCCAAGGAUUGUCGAAGCUUUCAAGCGACAGACAGCAUCUGGAAGACCCCCGCUCGCGCCUGUUCUACUGCUACAGCACCAUUUUGGGCUGGAUCGAGGAGGUGGCGAAGGAGAUGGACAUCUGGUGCUUCCUCGGCCUUGAGAAUGUCGUUGGCGACGAUGCCGAUAUCCAGGAGAUGAAUGCUGUCCUGGGGACCAAGCCCUUGCUAGUUUGUGCUAGCGGGCUGUCACGGGUACGUCGGCCAAGGUUGUACUGGUCCAAUGUGACUUUGGAGGAUCAUGGAAGUUUCACCCGGGCACACCAUGACUUGUAUGAUGAAGUUAUUUUUGAAGAGGAGCCCGAGCCGCUGAGCCUGGUGCCUGAUGAGGGCUGGCAUUGGCCGGGGGGUGAGGCCGAUGAGUCACUCAGGCUUCCAACUUUCACCAGGGCAAUUCCUCGGAAACGUCCCCCAGCAGAACCAGCUGGAUUGAAGUCAUGUGAUGAGGAGACAGUCCAGAGAUGGAAAGCAGACAGGAUGAAGUACCCCCCGUACACUUACCAGGAAAAGUUCCUCAUGGCAAGGUCUGGUUCAAGUCAAGUCGAGCGGGUGGCCAGUGUAGGAGAGCGAGAACGCCUUAUGGGGUUUCCUACGGGCUACACGCUGGCCCUGCACAAGAAGGAGGCUGCCGAUGAAGCCGAAAGGGAUCGUCAGGUGGUGGAAAGGGAAGCCGCGCUUGGAAAUAGCUUCCAUGCAGUCACUUUGGCGUGCCUUCUGGAUUUGUGGUUGUGGUCCAUGCAGGUACGCACGGAUCCUCUGGGUGCCCGUGCCAUUGUGCAGGCCUGGCAUGAGGAUAUGGGAAAGGAUCACUAUGACAGCUAUGGGUUGCUGGAGGUGACGGGGUCAAAAGAGAGGGAUGAUGGUGAUGUUUUGGACGAGGAAGAAGCAGUGAUGGCGCGCGAGAUGUCCGAGAGGCGUGCUGAAUGGUUAAGGCUCUGUGCACACCAUGGAAAAGACAAUGACCCCAGCAUGUUGGGGGUCAGGCUGAUCCACCAGUACCUGCGCCGGAUGGAGUUCAGGGGCUCGGACGUCCGGUUGGACCUGGGUGUGGCCUAUAGGCCUGAUGCCAUCAUCCGGACAACAGUGAACCCGGGUCGAUGGGCAUGGAAGGUAGCCCAGUCUUGGAAGUGGAAGAGAGCAGAACACAUAAAUCUGCUGGAGUUGCGAUCCAUCCUGCGCACGCUGGAAUGGCGGGCGCGAAGCUCCACUUUCCACUCUUGCAGGUUCCUGCACUUGUCCGACUCCCAAAUAUGCUUGUCAGUCUUGGUAAAGGGCCGCUCCUCGUCGCGGAAGAUCAAUCGCAUUCUCCGCCGCAUUUGUUCGCUCUGCCUUGCCUUGAACCUUUAUCCACUUUGGGCUGAGCGGAAGAAGGAGCGAGAAAAGAUUGGCAAGCUACGGGAUCAACAGGUCACUGCCGUGACGAAAACCAGGUACCAGACAGCUAUUGAAGCUGUGGCCUCCUUUGGGGGGGUGUCAGUCUCGCGCCUCCUGGCACUGCCUGGUCUGGAUGACCUGCUGAGCAGAUAUGUUGAAAGGUUGUGGGAGGAUGGCGACACAAAAACUAUGGCAAGCUAUGCCCUUGCGGCCAUGCAGUAUCACCGCCCAUCUUUGAAAGGGCAUUUGCAACAGAGCUGGCGCCUUUUGUCAUUGUGGAAUAAGCUGGAGCAGCCCCGACGGGCCACACCUAUGGACCCCAAACUUUUGUUGGCCUUUGCUGGCGUCUUUCUCAAAUGGCGGUGGGCCGACUUGGCUCAUUUGAUCAUCCUGGGAUUUUGCGGGAUGCUGCGCACAGGGGAAAUGUUCCAGCUUCGACGGCAAGAUGUCGUGCUACCGCGAUAUCCACACCAGUCGGCCAUUUUGUUUUUGCAUGACACCAAGACAGCACAACGGAAUUUACUCCUGCAAGAGAAGGUACUCAUAUCCGAAGAGAUGGGUAUCAAGAGUUUGCAAUUCCUCUGCAAGGGGAAGAAACCAGGUGAUUCUCUGGUGGAGGAGAAUGCCCCUCAGUUCCGUUCCAUAUGGAAAGAGGUGGUGGCUCACCUCAAGCUGGAGAAAUUAAACUACAUGCCCUACUCCCUACGUCGGGGAGCAGCCACUUCUGCCUACCGUGAGGGCAUGGGUUUUGAUCAACUUUUGUCCAAAGGACGUUGGCAGCACAUCGCCACAGCGCGAUUGUACUUAGACCAAGCCCUACAAGAGCUCGCAGCCAUCUCCAUCCCUAUGGAAUCUGAGCUCAAUGGCUUAGUGCGCCACCCCGAGCGCCCCGAGCGUUCGGAACGGACUGACAAGGCGCGGUCACGUCCAGCCGUACCCUCCAAACCGCUGGUGGAUCUGGUGGAUCGGAAAAGACAAACGAAGCCGAACCCCUCGGCGCUGCCAGCUUCGUAG